Stylonychia lemnae is the source of this 1314-nucleotide messenger RNA. Lineage: Eukaryota; Ciliophora; Spirotrichea; Sporadotrichida; Oxytrichidae. The record is from the annotation of a GenBank genome assembly.
AUGAUUGUAAUAUGCUUUGGUUGGACUUUUGACUUAGUCUAAAAUGCAAUUGUUCAAAAUCAGGAUCAAUUUGAUGUAGAAAUAAAAAAUUCAAUAUUCUUCUAAAUUUUUGUGAGUAGAGGAGUUCAAACAGCAUUAGAGAUCAAUUAUUUGAUAUGUGGAAUCUCAUAAGCAGUUUCUUUUUUGCAUAAAUGCUAAGGAAAUGCAUCGACUUUAUAUGAUUGCUUCCAAUUCAUCAUAAAAAGACUUUUUAAGCUUGUGCCAAUAUAUUAUAUUACGUUCUUCUUGACUGCUUACGGUGUAAAAUACUUCGGUUAAGGCCCUCUUUGGCACUAUUUUGACAAAGUGCUAGAGCCUUGUCAAAAUGCUGAAAAUGUGAUGGCUAAUCUUCUUAUCAUCAAUAAUUUUUAUCCUUAAUUUGGAGAAGAUAAGAGCAUGUGCAUGCCAUGGACCUGGUUUGUCCCAAUUUAUCUCUAGAUGUCAAUAAUUACACCUUUUGUUAUUUAUUUCAUGCAGAAAAGCUAUUUGAUUUGUAUACCUAUAUAAGUUGUAGUAAUAGCUCUAGGAACUCUGAUAGUAUAAGGUGUCUAGAUUGCCAUUUAUGACACAGGAAUUUCGCCCGUUUUUGAUAAGUCAUACUGGAAUCAAAUAUAUACUAAACCUUGGUUUUUCAUCAAUAUACACAUCGGUUUAGGAGUGCUAUUUGGAAUGUUCUUGAAAAAUCAUAUGGAUAUCAUACAAAGACUAGAUCUCGGAGGCAGAUAUGAAAAUAGUUUAUCCUAUACUGCUUUGACGUAUAUUAAGAAAAUGUACGUGAUUAGAUUGCUGCUUAUUUUAAUUGGUCUUGUGCUCUGGAUUGGAUUUAAUCACUUACUAGGCUAUAAAUUAAUGUCGCUUAAAGAAAGUUGGGGUGAAACAGCUUAGAUUUUAUAUGGAGUUUGUCGCGCACCAAUAAGUUUAAUAGGAAUUUGUAUCAUUCUACUGCCAUUGAUGCUGAGUAAGUUUAGAAUCGUAAGAUAUUUUUUGAUAAGCAGAGGCUUUAUCAUUCUUUCUCAUCUGAGUUUUGGAAUUUAUCUCUGGUAUCCGUUGAUGGUUCUAAGUUAUUUGUUUUAAAUGCAUUAAAUGGUGACAAUCAGCUAUAUGAGCAUUUUCUAUUAUUUCCUCGGCAGCUUUAUCCUAUCUAUUUUAAUUUCAUAUGCGAUAUUUAUGCUUGUGGAAGCCCCUAUUAUAGCAUUACUAAAUAUUUAUCAAGAAGCUACGGACAUUAAAGAUGGAAAUAAAAAAAUCAAGUUUAAAUAUGAAUUUAUUAAGUGA